GCAUAUUCACUUCUUCUCGAGGCUGCAGAAUUGGGUCACACAAAAUCCAAGGAAGAAGUGGCAAUGAUGAACUUGUUUGGAUACAUUGCGCCCCAGUCAAUUCGUUCAGCCUACCUUGCAUUUACCGCUCUCUCAAAGGAAGGAAAUCCCCGUGGCCAAUUGGGACUCGGUUUAAUGCAUGCAAUUGGCCUGGAAGUAAAUGCGUCAGUUCCCCAUGCUCUUACGUAUCUUACCUUUUCUGCUAUUGGUGGAGACUCUCUUGCCGAAAUGGCGCUAGUGAACUACUUUCAGAAGACUUGA
Messenger RNA from Protopolystoma xenopodis, 300 nucleotides. The record is from the annotation of a GenBank genome assembly. NCBI's taxonomy places the organism in Eukaryota, Metazoa, Platyhelminthes, Monogenea, Polystomatidea, Polystomatidae.